GUAGAUUAAAUCAAUCCUCUUAACUAUUCACGAGGUCUGGAAAAGGAGCUGCGUUUGCAACCACAGGGAACACUCGAAAUAAUAUGUUCACUAAUGUUUUAGUUUUUAUUUCCUGGGCAUCAAUCUACAGCUAAAAGUGUUCUUCUGAGGUCUGCGGGGCCAGAGCCGUCCCCCGCGGGGGUGAACAGGAGGCACCAUGGGGUCAGGAGGACAGGUCAGGCUCCUGCUGUGGAAGAACUGGACCAUCCGCAGGCGGCAGAGGGUACGGUUCUUCAUGGAGAUCAUGUGGCCUGUGAUGCUGUUUAUGGGACUGGUGUGGCUAAGGAGAGUGAACCCACUCUACCGUCAACAUGAAUGUCACUUUCCUAACAAGGCCAUGCCCUCAGCUGGUAUCCUGCCGUGGAUACAGGGAAUCUUCUGCAACGCCAACAACCCUUGCUUUCAGUAUCCCACCCGUGGAGAAUCCCCGGGUCUGGUGUCCAACUACAACAACUCCAUACUGGCCCGGUUCUACUCAGAUGCAGACGAGCUUCUUUUCAGUGACCCAGAGUUUCUGCAGGUCGGUCGCCUCUGGAGGGAACUGAAUGCCAUGAGCAACUUUAUGGACACGCUGCGCACUCAUCCUGAAAAGGUCUCAGGUCGAGGAGUGAAGGUGGAGAUGAUCCUGAAGGACGAUGAAACCCUGACGUCAUUCCUGCUGAGAGACAUUCCUCUGACGGAGUCUGUGGUGUAUCAUCUAGUUGUGGCCCAGAUCAGGCCUGAACAGUUUGCCUUUGGGGUCCCAGACUUGCAUUUAAAAGACAUCGCCUGCAGCCUCAACCUCCUGGAGCGAUUCCUGAUUUUCCAAAGCCGCAGAGGACUCUAUUCUGUUCGCAAUGCCAUGUGCAUCCUGACCCCACAAAGGCUGCAGAUCAUUGAGGACAAGUUCUAUGCCAACGUGGAUUUUUUCAAACUCUUCCGGCUGCUUCCUCGCAUUCUGGACAAUUACUCUGAUGGCAUCGACAUUCACUUCUGGGUCCGGACUGUCUCCGCAGCUUCGGACAGACUGCGAGAGUUGUUCCACAAGAGCAGCUCCAGGGAGUUCAUCCAGGUCAUAACUCCUCUAUUCCAGAAAAAUCUGUCCUUCAGGGAGGUGAUGGCGGCUGCCUCCAGCCUGGUAUGUGGCUACACAGAGGGAGCUUUCUCCAGAGUCACCUCCUUUAACUGGUAUGAGGACAAUAACUACAAAGCCUUCCUGGGUAUCAGCAGCGGAUGGGGCAAGAGUGACUACACAUAUGACAACAGCACCACUCCUUUCUGCAAUGAUUUGAUGAAAGAACUGGAGUCCAAUCCUGCCACAAGAAUUGUGUGGAACUCUGUGAAGCCAAUGCUGAUGGGACGGAUUGUCUACGCUCCAGACUCACCAGCUGUCAGGCAGAUCAUAAGGAAUGCAAACACCACGUUUGAGGAACUGGAGAGGCUGAGGACUAUGGGAAAGGCCUGGGAGGAAGUGGCUCCUCAGAUCUGGGCUUUUUUCCAAGAUGGAGUCCAAGUCAAGAUGAUCCGGGACACUAUCCGCAAUCCCUCUGUGAUGGAUUUUAUUGACAGGCAUUUGGAAGAAGCGCCAUUCUCCUCCAAACACAUCCUCAACUUCCUGCACAACGGCCCACCAGAGGAGUGGCAUCACGACAUGCCCAACUUGGACUGGCGAGACAUCUUCAACCUCACCGACCGGGUCAUUCGGAUGCUCAAUCAGUAUGGGGAUUGUUUGAUUCUUGAUAAAUUCAUACCUCUACCUGAUGAAGAUGCUGUCACUCAUCAUGCCCUGGACCUGCUGGAGGAAGGCAAGUUCUGGGCAGGUCUAGUCUUCACGAACAUGUUCUCUUGGACCUCCAGCGUUCCGCCUCAUGUGAAGUUCAAGAUCCGUAUGGAUAUUGAUAUGGUGGAGCGCACCAAUAAAGUCAAAGACAGGUAUUGGGACCCAGGCCCCAGAGCUGAUCCUAUGGAUGACCUCCGCUACAUCUGGGGUGGCUUUGCCUACCUUCAGGACAUAAUAGAGCAUGGGAUCAUCAGGACUCAUACAGGAAAAGAGUGGCCUCUGGGUGUCUACCUACAGCAGUUCCCCUACCCCUGCUAUGUGGAUGACCUCUUCAUGCUGACGUUGAACCGCUGUUUCCCCAUCUUUAUGGUUUUGGCCUGGGUCUAUUCUGUGUCUAUGAUAGUUAAGAGCAUAGUUAUGGAAAAGGAACUCCGCUUGAAGGAGACCCUGAAGACCCUUGGGGUCACCAAUGGUGUCAUUUGGUCCACCUGGUUUAUUGACAGCUUUUUCAUGAUGGGUACCAGCACAGCUCUAUUGACGGCCAUCAUUAUGGGAGGGAGGGUUCUGAACUACAGCAACCCUGUCAUCCUUUUCCUCUUUCUGCUCUCCUUCACCACUGCCACCAUUAUGCAGUGCUUCCUCCUAAGUGUCUUCUUCAACCAGGCCAACCUGGCAGCAGCCUGCUGUGGCAUCAUCUAUUUCACCCUUUACUUGCCGCACAUCUUCUGCUUUGCCUGGCAGGACCGCAUCACCAAAGAUAUGAAGAUCAUGGCAAGUCUACUGUCCCAAGUGGCAUUUGGCUUUGGUACAGAGUAUCUAUCCCGAUAUGAGGAGCAAGGCAUGGGCCUGCAGUGGGACAACAUCCAGACCAGUCCUUUGGAGGGAGACGAGUUCUCCUUUCUCACAUCCAUCUGCAUGAUGGGUCUGGAUACGGUCCUCUAUGGUGCUCUAGCUUGGUACCUGGAUAACGUCUUCCCUGGAGAGUAUGGCAUCGGUCGUCCCUUUUACUUCCCCUUGCUGCCAUGUUAUUGGCUCAACAGUGUUUCUCCAGCCUCUGGGAAUUACAAACUGGAGCUGAAGAAAAAAGGCUUUGAUAAUCUGACAAACAAAGAGCAAGGAAAUAAAAAGGCUGGUGAGGAAAUUGCUGACCAGGUGGAACCUCAGGCUAUGGAGAAGGAGGGCAUGCCUUCAUGUGAACACUAUGAUCAGCGUGAGACAUUUGGCCAGACCGAACCUGAAAAGAACCAGCAGAAGGAUGAAGAGCCAUUCUUUGAGGCAGAGCCAGCAGAUCUGGUGAAGGGAGUCUGCAUCCAACACCUGGUCAAAGUGUUUAGCAGCUGCUCCUCACCAGCUAUUGAUGGACUCAGCAUCAACUUCUAUGAGAGCCAGAUUACAGCAUUUCUCGGCCACAAUGGAGCUGGAAAGACCACCACCAUGUCAAUCUUGACUGGAAUGUUCCCUCCCACCUCGGGGACAGCCACAAUCUACGGCAAGGACAUCCGCACGGACAUGGACAGCAUUCGCACGUCUCUGGGAAUGUGUCCCCAGCACAACAUCCUUUUUCAGCACAUGACUGUGGCAGAGCACAUUCUCUUCUACGCACUGCUGAAAGGUCGUCCAAUAGCCGAGGCAGAGGAAGAGGUGGAGAACAUGCUGCAGGAUCUGGGCCUUCCACACAAGAGAGAUGAACUGACCCAGAAUCUUUCAGGGGGAAUGCAGAGGAAGUUGUCAGUAGCCUUGGCUUUUGUUGGUGCAGCCAAGGUGGUGAUUCUGGAUGAGCCCACGUCAGGGGUAGAUCCUUACUCCAGGCGCUCAAUUUGGGACCUACUACUUAAAUACCGCUUGGGACGUACCGUGAUCAUGUCCACCCACCACAUGGACGAGGCUGACCUGCUGAGUGACCGAGUGGCCAUUAUCUCCCAGGGGCGCCUUUACUGCUGUGGUUCACCCAUCUUCCUUAAGAACUGUUUUGGGGCAGGAUUUUAUCUCACUCUUGUUCGCAGAAGGAAGCAUGAAAUUCCUAAUGCCAGCUGUGACUGUACACAGGACUGCUCCUGUAAAUGCUCAAAGUGUUCGAAAUUUAAAGCCCUCCAAGAAGAAAGCCACACCUCAGACAGACAGCUGGAUGGUAACAUGGAAAGCAUCACAGCCUUGGUCCAUCACCAUGUGCCACAGGCUCGUCUUAUUGAGGCCAUCGGGCAGGAGCUCACCUUUCUGCUGCCAAAUCGGAACUUCCAGCCCAGGGCGUACGCCAGCCUCUUCAGGGAGCUGGAGGAAACCCUUGUGGACAUCGGCCUCAGCAGCUUUGGUGUAUCUGACUCAUCACUUGAGGAGAUUUUUCUGAAAGUCACAGCAGAUGGCAAUGCAACCAACAGAAAAUGUAGUCAAGACAAGGAAUCAUUGCGACAGAUAUCUCGAGCUAGUUUCUGUGGAUUCAACAGAGUGGCUAUUGAUGUGGAGCCACAAAAAGAGUCCAAUGGCCACGGCCCAAAUGAAAUCCCAGAGGGCAGUGCAGGCAAGGGAACCUACCAGGUCAGAGGCCUCUGUCUGAUCAUCAAACAGUUCUUUGCUCUGCUGAUCAAGAGGUGGCAUCAUGCCACACGCUCUUACAAAGACUUCAUUGCCCAGAUUGUGCUUCCAGCCGCCUUUGUCUUCUUGGCACUGAUGUUUACUAUCAUAGUCCCACCUUUUGGAGAGUAUCAGAGUAUGACCCUUUCUCCAUGGAUGUAUGGAAGACAGUACACAUUCUUCAGCAAUGAGCGUCCCAUGGAUGCACAGAUGAGAUAUUUUGGUGAAGUUUUGCUUGACAAGCCUGGUUUUGGGACCCGCUGCAUGGCCGAUGAACCUUUAGAAGAUUUCCCAUGUAAUAACAUCACCACAGAGUGGGAGAUGCCCCUGGUUAACCCUUCCUUGAUAGAAAUGCUGGAGAACUCAAAGUGGACCCCCAUUAGACCCUCCCCAGAAUGUCAGUGCAGCACAUCCAAGAAACUCACCAUGCUUCCUGUAUGUCCUGAAGGGGCUGGAGGCCUGCCACCUCCACAGAGGAUCCAGUCAACUGGAGACGUUCUGUUCGACCUUACUGGUAGGAACGUCUCUGACUUCCUUGUCAAGACCUACCCCACCCUUAUCAGGACCAGCUUGAAAAGCAAAUAUUGGGUGAAUGAACAGAGGUAUGGAGGUAUAUCAGUGGGUGGACAGCUUCCUGUUUUAGGAGUGCAGCCAAAGACACUUCAGGAGUUAGCAACUCAGCUGGGACAACUUCUUAACCUAACUGGGGGUCAAUAUUCCAAACAAACACUUAACGGAAUUGGGAAGUUCCUCAGGUAUAUGGAAACGCAGAACAAUGUCAAGGUAUGGUAUAACAAUAAGGGCUGGCAUGCCAUGGUGUCUUUUAUGAAUGUGGCCAACAAUGCCAUCCUUCGUGCAAAUCUGCCGAAAGGAGCUGAUCUGGAUGAAUAUGGGAUCACUGUCAUCAACCAUCCUCUGAACCUGACCAAGGAGCAGCUCUCUGAGAUCACCGUUCUGACUACUUCUGUAGAUGCAGUGGUGGCCAUUUGUGUCAUUUUUGCCAUGUCCUUUGUCCCAGCUAGUUUCAUCCUCUAUCUCAUCCAGGAGAGAGUCACUCAGGCCAAACACCUGCAGUUUGUCAGUGGUGUUAGUCCACUGGUGUAUUGGAUGGCCAACUUUCUGUGGGACAUGGUGAAUUACUCUAUCAGUGCAGCGAUGGUGGUGAAAAUUUUCCUGUUUUUCGAUAAGAGAUGUUACACUUCACCAACCAACCUGCAACCCCUUAUUGCCCUGCUCAUGCUUUAUGGCUGGUCUGUGACGCCCAUGAUGUACCCCAUGUCCUACGUAUUUAGUAUCCCCAGCACAGCCUACGUUUCUCUGUCAUGUAUCAACCUCUUCAUCGGGAUCAACAGCAGUGCCAUCACCUUCAUCCUGGACCUUUUUGAGAGCACCACAGCUCUUUACAGAUUCAACCAGAUGUUAAAGACAGUGUUGCUCAUCUUUCCCCAUUACUGCCUUGGUAGAGGUCUCAUAGACAUGGCCAUGAACCAGGCUGUGACUGAUAUCUAUGCUCGCUUUGGCGAGGAUUACAGUCCAGAUCCCUUUAACUGGGACUUCAUUGGGAAAAACUUGCUCUGCAUGGCUGUUGAGGGAUUUGUCUAUUUCAUCCUCAACAUCCUUUUCCAGUACCGCUUCUUCCUGGAUCACUGGAUUCCAGAUUGCCCAAAGCCUCAUAUUUUGGGGGAGGAUAAAGAUGUGGCUCAGGAAAGGGAGCGAAUCCACAGGAAUGUAAAUACAUACGAUAUUUUAUGCAUAAAAGACCUGUCUAAGACGUACAGAGGAACCAUCAACCCUGCAGUGGAUCGAAUCUGUGUUGGAGUUUCACCUGGAGAGUGCUUUGGUUUGCUGGGGGUAAAUGGAGCUGGGAAGACCACAACAUUUAAGAUGCUGACUGGAGACAUAGAUGUAACGUCAGGAGAGGCUUCUGUCUCUGGUUACAGCAUUUUGACCAACAUCCUGGAUGUGCACCAGAACAUGGGUUACUGUCCACAGUUUGGUGCCAUCGAUGAGCUGCUGACAGGAAGAGAACAUCUGCACCUGUAUGCCCGCCUCAGAGGGGUUCCAGGGUCUGAGAUCAGCAGGGUAGCUGAAUGGGCCAUCCAGAAACUGGGUUUAUCAGAGUAUGCCGGCCGAAGUGCUGGGACCUACAGUGGAGGUAACAAGAGGAAACUUUCCACUGCUAUUGCCAUGAUCGGCUGUCCUGCUCUGGUGCUGCUGGAUGAGCCGACCACAGGCAUGGACCCGCUCUCCAGACGCUUCCUCUGGAACUCCAUCAUGAGUGUCAUUCAGGAUAGACGAGCAGUGGUCCUUACCUCACACAGCAUGGAAGAAUGUGAAGCGCUCUGUACUCGCUUAGCCAUUAUGGUUAAUGGAUCCUUCAAAUGUCUGGGAACCAUUCAGCAUCUCAAAUACAAAUUUGGCGACGGCUACGUGGUAACCAUGAAGAUCAGGGCCGCCAAGCCCGGCUGUCCCCCAGACCUGAACCCUGCUGAGGCUUUCAUGGAGAGCACCUUCCCUGGCUCCAUCCAAAGGGAGAAACACUACAACACUCUUCAGUAUAAGAUCUCCUCUCCAUCUCUGGCUAGGAUAUUUCAAAUGGUCCUGGCUAACAAGGACAAACUCAACAUAGAGGACUACUCUGUGUCACAGACAACUCUUGAUCAGGUUUUUGUGAAUUUUGCCAAGCAGCAGUCCAGAGAGGAUGACACCAUAGUACUGCACCCAAAGGUUGCUGGGGCACAACGGUACAUUGAAACCACGCCGAUCAAGUCUUAUAGGAAAUGAACUGAACUGGAUGGGAGCUCUUCUAUGGUCUGUGGAUUUUAUCCCCACGGUGGAUAGACAGAAAUGAAGCCGCUUGUCAUACUCAUCCUUUAAAAGGAACUCUAAAUCCAACUUAGCUUAGCUGGAGCCAAUUGCUGCAUUGGAAUAGUUAAAAAAAGAGGGCUGAAAUCAGAUUUUUUGGAUAUAGUAUGUGAUCUUUCUCAUGUGAUAAAACAAGUGUAGAGGAAUAAAUUUAACAUGCUUUUUUUUUUUUUUUUUUAGCUUUUAGUCAAGUUAGUCAGUGGAGCAUUUAUGAGCCUGCUUUAUGUUCCACGUCCUGCUCACCUUAGAAGCGGAUUAAAAAAAAAAAAAAAAAGAUACUGACGUCUUCCGAUGGAACGUCAAUAAACUCGUACGGUGUUGGGUUGUAAGAAAGCAUAGCUCUUUGUACUUCGCUUCAGAUGCCAAGCAAGAAACUUUUGAACUGCCUUUAUAACCCUGUGAAAGAAGCACUUGAACAAGCUUAGUUUCUUGGCACUUUAUUGAUUACAAACAUCACAAUUUGUCACCAAGAUGUACUGACAAUAUUACAUUUGGUAAUUAUUACAAAGUCCUUCGGCUGCUGCUGCAAACUCAUUACAGCCCAUUGUGACAUUUUUGUUUUCAUGUUUUUUCUUCUUCACGCUUUUCUUAUAUGUGUCCAGCUUUGAUUGUUUGCUCACAUUUAUUACACUUGGUGUCAUUAGUGGGUGACGAAUGAAUGUGAAAAUAAACGUUUCUAUGAGAUGCAUCAUAUUAAAAAA
Molecule: messenger RNA, 7932 nt
Organism: Girardinichthys multiradiatus
Lineage: Eukaryota; Metazoa; Chordata; Actinopteri; Cyprinodontiformes; Goodeidae
Gene: abca4a
Product: ATP-binding cassette, sub-family A (ABC1), member 4a
Exons: 51
Coding region: 197-7150 (2317 amino acids)
Biological process (GO): transmembrane transport; lipid transport
Cellular component (GO): intracellular membrane-bounded organelle; membrane
Molecular function (GO): ABC-type transporter activity; ATP binding; ATP hydrolysis activity
Source: RefSeq, a predicted model, not a curated record